Molecule: messenger RNA, 2121 nt
Organism: Necator americanus (New World hookworm)
Lineage: Eukaryota; Metazoa; Nematoda; Chromadorea; Rhabditida; Ancylostomatidae
Exons: 18
Coding region: 1-2121 (706 amino acids)
Biological process (GO): regulation of RNA splicing
Cellular component (GO): nucleus
Molecular function (GO): mRNA binding
Source: RefSeq, a predicted model, not a curated record
AUGGGUGCAGACGGAAAAAGGAAAAAGCGAGCCACAGUUAAAAAUGAACCUGAGGAUACCUUGAGACAGUCUAAAGGACUGGACGCUGAAGCGCCGGAGCCAAGUGCUAAACGUUUUUGUUUGGCAGUGGAUGCUCCCAAGGCAUUUGCGUUGGUUGAAAAAUCACGGCGAACACGGACUACAGAUUCUCGGUAUAAAUCGUGUGUUGUGCUUGUUAGAGGGCUUCCUGAGAAUGCUAUUACGGCUGAUCUUAUAGACAGCUUGUCUCGUUUUGGUUCCAUUUCCUACGUGAAGUUCCACUCCAAACAAGGUUGGGCUUUCGUCGAGUUUGAAGAUGAAGAAGGGGCUGAAUCAUGCGUGAAGUAUGGCUACGACAAUGCUCUCUGUAUCUGCGGUAACGAAGUGUUUAUGAUGUAUUCGCUCCAUCAUAUCCUUGAUCGUGACGCACUUGAAAGGCGCGAACCGAAUAAAGUUAUUGUGAUGUCAGUGAGUAAUAUUCAGAAGGAAGUCAAGGUUCAGGACGUCUACAAUGCGUGUUCUCCAUUCGGUACUGUGGAACGUAUAAAAAUUAGUCCACUGUCACGAGGAAGCGAAACAGGAUUAUUGGUGUUCGUCGAGUUUGACACGAUUGAAGCAGCUCAUGAAGCUAAGUUGGCUGUCAAUGGCGCUUUUUUCUUCGAAGAUUGUAAUUUGAUUCAUUGUGAAUUUGCCUCCUUGAAUACUCUUACAGUAUCAGAAAAUACUGAUUACUGUUAUGAUUACAUUCAGUCAAGGAGAGUGAAGGAGUAUGAUUUAAAGUCGGAAAAGAAUUCUGUGCCAACGCCUCGUCUUGUUCCUUAUGAUUCAUCUCCAGACAGUGUUGAAGAUCAAACUGCUAUGGAUGUGGAAGCAUUUGCGACCACGAAAGAUCCCAGUCCACAACAUCAUCGAGUGCCAUCACCACCAUCAGUAAAUGUGAAGGAUGAACUAACAGAGGAUUAUUAUUUAAUUGACACCUGCCCGACUGUCACAGAAUGCCUUGAGUCGGUCACAGCGAAAAACGAGGCGCAAAACUAUGAGUAUGUGCAAUGGAGUUGUGACAUGGAGUCGGCUGCUGCUGCUCCUUUGCAGCCUUCUUUACCGUCUGCUACUCUACAAACUUCGCCAGCAGAAGAGGCUGCUCAGCAGAUCACCAGUGUAGACGUUAAGCUCGAUGUUUCAUCUAGUGCGUCAUCAGUAGCUUUUGUCAUUCCUGCUAUAAACCCUGGUUCCUCAGAUCAACUUAACAGUGUGCACUCAAUCAACGGAAGCUCGACGGACGUCACAUAUGGAGAAAACCGACGGUGUAUGAUGGUCUACGGCAUUGAUCUGAAAACUGGAAUGUUUUCCUGCGACAGGCUGUUUAAUCUGCUGUGUAUGUACGGACAUGUGAUAGCGAUCAAACUUUUUAUGCGGAAAAGGGAUUCAGCGAUUGUGGAGUUUGCUCACGCACACUCGGUUAAUACUGCUAUGAAGAUGUUGCACAACAUAAAUCUUUUUGGAUGUUCGCUUACAUUCGAGUUCGGGAGGGCGGACUCUGUCAGACACACCUUCGAACGACUACCAGACGGCCUUCCCGCAUGUGAAUUCUACUCUUCAUGCCCCCUACAAAGAUUCGGGCGUCACACAUCUACUGAAAAUUGCAACAAAAAUAGGAUCACGUCGCCGACGUCGAUGUUGUUCUGGUGGGAUGCGCCACCUUACACCACUAAAGGGAUGAUUUACAAGAUGUUUCAGUCAGUUGGUGCACCACAACCUACCAAAGUUUCACCCUUUUCCCCACGACCAUCUGGAUCCGUGGGAAUAGCUGAGUUCGCGAGCACUCAACAAGCUGCUGAAGCACUGAUGCUUACAAAUCACUUUCCAAUGUUAUUAUCCGGGUUUAGAGGACCUGCAAUUGUAAAGCUCACCUUUGCUAUCAGCAAGUAUCAGCAAGCACAAAACGAAACGGCAGGUGCCGGUCGCACACGUGGAUUGAGCAAGAUGUUGAUGUGCUUCCAGAUUAGUAUUGUCUCUAUCAUGGUGACCGUCGCUUUUGAUACAUUUUAUGAUGGACCUUGUGACAUGGAGUUUCGUCGUCGUUCGCACUUCAACAUGAAUUGA